Brienomyrus brachyistius is the source of this 2051-nucleotide messenger RNA. Its product is annotated as gamma-enolase. The transcript is spliced from 12 exons. Lineage: Eukaryota; Metazoa; Chordata; Actinopteri; Osteoglossiformes; Mormyridae. The coding region runs from base 133 to 1437 and encodes 434 amino acids. The record is from RefSeq and is a predicted model, not a curated record. Gene Ontology annotation, biological process: glycolytic process. Gene Ontology annotation, cellular component: phosphopyruvate hydratase complex. Gene Ontology annotation, molecular function: magnesium ion binding; phosphopyruvate hydratase activity.
AUCUUCCAAUGACUCACAUGUCCCCCUCCCCCUCCCCUGUCACACAUUUUACCCCCCCGUCCUCCCCUGCGCAGUUCUAUCCCUCAUUCUCUCACACUCGCUUUUCCUACAAGACCAAGCAACGGCGGCAGGAUGUCCAUAGUGAACAUCGUGGCCAGAGAAAUCCUGGACUCGCGGGGAAACCCCACAGUGGAGGUGGACCUGUACACCGCGAAAGGCCUCUUCAGGGCCGCGGUGCCGAGCGGAGCAUCCACUGGCAUCUAUGAGGCUCUGGAGCUGAGAGACGGGGACAAACACCGGUACAAGGGAAAAGGCGUGCUGCAGGCCGUAUCUCACAUCAACGACACCAUCAAACCCGCCCUCAUCCAGUCGGGGAUCAGCGUCGUCGAGCAGGAGAAGCUGGACAACAUGAUGAUUGAGAUGGAUGGCACUGAGAACAAGUCAAAGUUUGGGGCCAAUGCGAUCCUGGGCGUCUCCCUGGCAGUGUGCAAGGCGGGCGCAGCGGAGAAAGGCGUGCCCCUGUACCGCCAUAUUGCCGACCUGGCCGGGAACACUGAACUGGUGCUGCCCGUGCCUGCCUUUAAUGUGAUCAAUGGAGGCUCCCAUGCGGGCAACAAGCUGGCCAUGCAGGAGUUCAUGGUGCUUCCUGUGGGGGCUGAGUCCUUUCGGGAGGCCUUGCGCAUCGGGGCGGAGCUGUACCAGACCCUGAGGGGGGUGAUACAGAAGAAGUAUGGCCAGGACGCCACCAAUGUGGGCGACGAAGGCGGCUUCGCCCCAAACAUCUUGGAGAACAGCGAGGCGCUGGAGCUCCUGAAGACGGCUAUAGACCAGGCAGGCUUCGCCGACAAAGUGGUGGUGGGGAUGGACGUGGCCGCCUCCGAGUUCUACCGUGACGGCAAAUACGACCUGGAUUUCAAAUCUCCUCCCAACCCGGACAGACACAUUACUGCUGAGGAGCUGUCCGAUAUAUACCAGAGCUUUGUCAAUGAUUAUCCUGUGGUGUCCAUAGAGGACCCAUUUGACCAGGAUGACUGGCCGGCAUGGUCGAAGUUCACGGCCUCGAUGGGGAUUCAGGUGGUGGGUGACGACCUGACGGUGACCAACCCACGGCGGAUAGAGAAGGCCGUGGAGGAGAGAUCCUGCAACUGCCUGCUGCUCAAAGUGAACCAGAUUGGCUCUGUCACUGAGGCCAUACAGGCGUGCAAGCUGGCCCAGGAGAAUGGCUGGGGGGUGAUGGUGAGCCAUCGCUCAGGGGAGACUGAGGACACCUUCAUCGCUGACCUGGUGGUUGGGCUCUGUACCGGGCAGAUCAAGACCGGAGCUCCAUGUAGAUCAGAACGUCUAGCCAAGUAUAACCAACUGAUGAGAAUCGAGGAGGAGCUCGGUGACCAGGCUCGUUUUGCCGGGCACAACUUCCGAAAUCCCAGCGCUCUCUGAGACCGGCACUCAGACAUGGGGGGGGGGGGGGGGGGGGGGGGGGGGGGGGGGGGAGGAGAGAGGCGCACACGUACACACAGACGCACAUAACACGCACACGCAAUACGCACAGGGGAGAUUAAUACACGUACACACAGACGGUCAGGAAAUCGACUGAGAAUGUGAGAAAGACAUGGACCGGGAUGCCCAGAUGCUGAAAGACUGAUAGUCUGACUCACGCAACUGCACAUCAACAAACAGGCUGGAUCACAUACUGAUACAAACAAAAACACAGACUCAGUGACAGGCUGAAUUGCCGACAGUGACAGAUUGACAGCUUUACCUACAAACAUGGAAAUCUCAGUGAGCAGCACGCUCUCUCUCCCUCUCAUUCACACACUGGCUCUUUCAGCCCCUCCAUACAUCUUUGGCCUCCUUCUCUCUCUUCCACUUCUUUUCUCUCCAUUGCCCUCUCUGCAAAUCCCCAUAUUAUCUCUCUUUUCUGAUCCCUUCACCCUCUCCUGUCCCCAUACUGCCUGUCACCCUUUGCCAAUGUUCCUAAUGUCGUUAGAUAUACUAUUGAAAUACAAAGCUUGCCACAGAAUGACCCCACAAAUAAAAAGAUUGCAACUUCA